Talaromyces rugulosus is the source of this 687-nucleotide messenger RNA. RefSeq lists its product as uncharacterized. Bases 1 to 687 code for a protein of 228 amino acids. The transcript has a single exon. Lineage: Eukaryota; Fungi; Ascomycota; Eurotiomycetes; Eurotiales; Trichocomaceae. The record is from RefSeq and is a predicted model, not a curated record.
AUGUCGUUUCGCCAGAUGUUAAUACGAGACCACCAUGCACAAGGAUCAGAUAAUCAAGGUCUAUUGUGCAAUAUCACUGGACAGUACAUGGAGCCAUCUAUGGUUGAGUCGUUUGAAUUCUUCCCGCAGGCGUUAGGAUAUGAUGCUAUGCUCAAGAUAUUUGGAACAAGAGGUGGGAGUGAGUUAUACUCUCCUCGAAAUGGCUUGCUUAUAAGCAAGCGCAUUAUUACAUAUUUCCGAAAUUUCUCCAUUGUCAUUGUUCCUAAUGGUGAUUCCAACCAUGGCCGUUGGGAGACUUUGGUAUUGAAUGAACAACUCCUGAAUGAAAAUCAACCUAAAAAAGGGCCAAACAUCUUUGAUGUCAUUCAUGGAAAGGAGUUAACUUUCAAAGGCAGACCUCGACCUGCCCCACGUUAUGCCUACUUUCACUAUGCAGUGGCGAGAAUGUAUGCAAUGGCAGAAAAGAAAAUUGAUUAUUGGGUUGAGCCUGUUCAACGCGGCUAUCUUCUAGAGAGAGGGUUAUCAGCACUUACUAAGGAGAUUACUAAAUCUCCUUUAAAGAGGGAAACUCUGCCGGAACUUAUGGAACACAUUCAUGGUGAUGGUGUCAUUGACAUAGGUGGACACGAUGAGGUUGCCAAAAUAGUAGCAAGUAACCUGAAACAAAGGAUGGGAUUGGAAUCUUAG